AUGUUGCCUAAUUCUCGCUUCAUUCCUUCAUCAUCGUCCGAAUCGCACCAUGUUCACCACCACCACUCUCGACCACGAGCAUCGUCGACGGCGUCUCAACAUAAACCAAAGUCUAAUUUCUUAUCGCGAUUUAUGACGCCCACCCCAUCGAAACCACCCUACACGAAACCAUCUUCCGCAUCAUUACCUCACCUGCCUCCUAUUGGACAACGGAUCAAGCGAAAACCGCUAGUGUCUGAUCAUGGCGUCGAACCGACCUUGAGCGACCCUAGAUUUACAGCGCCCAUGACAACCGCAGCCAUCACAGAAACCAUGGUGAUCUCUUCAGCGAUAGAAGAAAACGAAACGAUGAAAAAGCAACAGCAAGCAGGCACCGGCAGUAUCCGAGGAUUUGGAAAAUUCUUUAAAAAAUUAGGCAAGCCAGCGGAGGACGAUUUCGAUCUGUCGUGGCCCAUGCAUGAUCCGUCUACUAACCCGAGUAGCAGCCCCCAUCCUGCAUCCGAUUUGAUGGUUCGUCAUCAUCCUCAUAUUCCUUUGGCCUCCCCUCCGCCUGUCGAUCAUCAUGUACCACCCUAUUCAUCCUUCACUCCCCCGUCACGAGAAGAAGAUGUCGCAGCGGCUGCAAUUCGCGACUCCUUGCCCUUGUCUACUUAUCGCGCAUCCUCCACCAACCUCAAUAAUAUCCAACCUAAAUAUAGCCAUUCUACACCUACUACCAAAAAAUCUGAUGGACAGUCUCAGCCAUCUUCUAUACCUCGCAUGGAAGAUGUUUACCCAUCGCACGAUCCCUUUCGCUCACGCUGGUCCAAUGCUUCCACCCACAAAUCCUCAGGAUCUUAUUCGCUUUACAGUACAUUUGGCACCGAAUCCUAUUGUUCCUCCGAAUUCGUCGAUGCAGAGGAAAAAUUUAAUUCCGCAGCCAACGAUACCACCGACGAUCCACCCAAACCCGUCAGCCAGCACGAAAUGCACUCGAGCCAAGCCAUGGAUCCAAACGAGGAUGUCAGUGACAGCCAAAGCGAUAUCUCGGAAGAGCAUGAUGUGUUUGUCGAUGCGACCGGAUGUUCUCAGGAAGAGAUUGAACGCGAAUUAAAGGAGCGAAAAUUGUCCAAACGCCUCAGCGGUGGCCACUACGGAAGCGCCGGAGGCCUUGUUUUCAGCAUCGUGACCCCACCUCCGAUUCCGCCAAAAAGCCACCAUCGACGACCGCCCGAAGACAUUGUCAAUGCCAUGUUGAAUUGGAAAAGGCAAAGUCUGCCGGGCAGACGGGCCAGUCAAGGCUCCUCCCUCAGUCAAGGGGCCUCGAUUACCAUUGUCAUUGAUGAAAACCAAGAGCCCGAGGCCGACAGUGGCAAAAUUUUGAUGCCUUCCGCGGCGGAUAACGAACGAGAGAAGCGCAAUGAAUCCUUGGAGAUAUUUUCUCAAGCCGUGAACGAAGCGCUCAGUGGCAUGACACUCGCCCCGCAGCUAAAACCGGACCAAGAGGAUGACCAAACGCAAUUGACCGUUGAAGCCAAGACCGCGGCACAGCGGUUAUGGAAUGAAGACGAAGCAUUUAUGGAAAGAGAGCGGGUGGCGGAAUGGCUCGGUUCAGCCAAACCGUUGAAUGCCAAGACGUUGGUGUUGUACAUGGAGAACUUUGAUUUCCGGACAUUGCGGUUAGAUACCGCGUUUAGGAAAUUAUGCGGCAAACUUUAUUUCAAAGCGGAAGCGCAGCAAAUCGAUCGCAUUUUGGAAGCCUUUGCUAAUCGGUACUGGAGUUGUAAUCCACGGUGUCUUUUUGGCAGCGCAGACGUUGUGUAUGCCAUUGUUUAUUCGUUGCUGUUGCUCAACACAGAUCUUCAUGUGGCACGCGGCAACUAUGCUCGUAUGACGCGACAAGCGUUUGUGAAAAAUACAAUGGCAACGAUCCAAGACCAACGGCAAGGGGCUGCCAACAGUGGCACGGUUCAAUUAUCACGUGCAUGGGAAGCUGAGGUGGAAGCGUAUCUCAAAGACCUUUACGUGUCCGUGAAACAACACCAGAUUUUGCAAUCGCUGCCAAAGCAUUUGGACACACGUCCUGUGCUGGAGAAACGCAGUAGCGUCAUGCUGGGUGGAGCUCGUCGCGUGGUUGAUUUCAAACGAAGUGUUGGCAAUAUGGUCCGGAAAACAGCCCGUGAAAGUAUGCUGUUUCCCGAUGACUUCGAAGCUCGAUCGAGCACAAGUUCAGGGCAACAAUCGCCGUUGACGCCGUCGUCACCGCCGCCUCCAAGGUCACCGAGACGAAGCUCCUUUUCGUCGACACUGUCGGCUACGUCUUCGGGCUCGCAUCCGACACGUGGCUUGCUAUCGCCGCAUCCUCAACCGAUGAUGCACUUUAUGAAUACCCACGCGUCAGCACUCUUCAGCAAUCAACCUCCCUACCUGAAAGAAGGCGUGGUGAUGCGUAAACAUCUUUUGGAGUCGGCCGUCCAUAAAGCAAAACAUCGCGAUUGGCGAGAAUGCUUCAUGGUGGUUACCGAAGGCGAGCUACGGAUGUAUGCCUUGCAGAGCAACGACACACCCGAACGUAAAAGCAUGCUGCGGUCCAGCAGUGCCAGUUUUGCCCAUCUCGCCGACUCUCUCAAACUAAACAGUAACAGCAUUCACGCCGCACCGUCUUCCUUUGGUGGGGUCCCAUCCAACCAGUGGGCGUCGACAUGUCAGCUUUUAAGUACGAUCAAGCUCAACCACUCACUGUCCAAUGUAUUGCCUCCACCAGGGUACAAUCGGCAGCGACCGCACGUGUUUGCAUUGCAACAAUCCAAUGGCGGCGUGUAUCUGUUUCAAGCUGGAUCCGCCGAACAGGUGUCGGAAUGGGUGGCGACUUGCAAUUAUUGGGCGGCAAGAGAAAGCAAGGAACCUUUGAGCGGCGGAGUGAGCAAUAUGGAGUACGGUUGGGGCAACUGUUUGAACGACGUUAUCAUGGAUCUGGACGAUGUGGAUCAAGGCCAAGUUAUUCCCGGGAGUCAUACGCGGGACGCGGAUCAUAUUACACUCUAUGACUGGCGUGCCCCCGCUCCACCCAUGGUCUCCAGUACCUUGUCAGAAAAAGAUCAGCGUGACGCACUUCAGAGGCAUUUGCAAGUGCUUAAUUACGAUAUCAAUAAUCAUCGCGAUCUGAAAAAGAAAAUCCUGGUCAAGUUCCCGAGCAAGAGCAACAACAAUACCAAAGCCCUAAGCAAUUGGGAAGCCAAAUCGAAAUAUUUACUGCACGAGAUCAUCAAGUAUCAAAAUUACUGCGACAUUCUGGAGAAAUGUAUUUUACAGCAUACUAACGGAGCCACCGAUGAUCCUGUCAAACCCGCUUCUCCAUCGACAGAUUAUCAAAACGGCCAUACCGCCCUAACUAACGCCAUGGAUGAUAAGCUUCAACUGUUUGCCAUAUAA
This is a messenger RNA of Radiomyces spectabilis, 3411 nucleotides long. RefSeq lists its product as uncharacterized. Gene Ontology annotation, molecular function: guanyl-nucleotide exchange factor activity. Bases 1 to 3411 code for a protein of 1136 amino acids. Lineage: Eukaryota; Fungi; Mucoromycota; Mucoromycetes; Mucorales; Radiomycetaceae. Gene Ontology annotation, biological process: regulation of ARF protein signal transduction. The transcript is spliced from 9 exons. The record is from RefSeq and is a predicted model, not a curated record.